Messenger RNA from Lathyrus sativus (Indian pea), 1311 nucleotides. NCBI's taxonomy places the organism in Eukaryota, Viridiplantae, Streptophyta, Magnoliopsida, Fabales, Fabaceae. The record is from the annotation of a GenBank genome assembly.
AUGCCGACUUUUUCUGCAAUAGCAUUGGAUAGGUUGUUAGAUACUGAAGCUUCCAAGCCAAUUGAUAAGCCUGUUCCAACUUCAAUGCCUGUACCAAUAUCUCGGACACUUGAGAGGACUGCUACUGCGCCAGCUAUGAAAAAGAAGGUUCCUCGUCCUCCGUUGAAGCCAGCACUUUAUACCACACCUGAAGUGAAACUACUUCCGGAAGCAGACUCGCCUUCUUCAUUCCCACCUUCACCAUACGUUAUUAAUCAUAAACGUCGUGGCCCGCGUCUCCUCAAGAGUUCGUCUGAGGCCAGUGUGCUUUCCAAGCAGAAUAGUGAAGCAAUUGAUGAUAAGAGCUUUGAUACUGUGAUUGGAAGUUCGGCUGGUGAUCUCCAAUUCGCCUUUUCAAACCAUGAACCUGUUGAAGAGGAGCAUGCAAAUGGUGUCUGUGGUGGUAAAUCUGUUAGAGUCAAUGGAGCUGGGCCAGUGAAUGGACACCGUGAACCUGAGAAUAGUAGUCUUACAAAUGUUUUACUCAGGGAUAAUGGGCCUGCAUUGAAUUUGGAAAGAGAUACAGAUAUUGAAGACUUCUUUGACCCGAAAGAUUCCAUGAGUUUUACAAGCAACACGGACGUGGAAGAGAAUGCAGGGACAGACCUACCUGUGAAAUUCAGCAGUCCUGUUGGCGAGUUUUAUGAUGCGUGGGAAGAACUAUCAUCGGCGUCUGCUACUCAAAAUUCUGCAUAUGAUGUUGAAGCUGAAUUGCGUGAAAUGAGAUUGAGUCUAUUGAUGGAAAUAGAGAAGCGGAAGCAAGCCGAAGAAUCCCUAAAUAACAUGAGAAGUCAAUGGGAGAGUAUUAGGCAGGGGUUGUGUCUAGCGGGAAUUGUUUUGCCUGCAGAUCUUAGUACUGUAGCUGAGGCUGAGCAGCUGAAUUCUGAUCCUGUGGAAGACCUAUGUCAACAACUUUAUGUUGCUAGAUUUAUUUCAAAUACUAUUGGAAGAGCAACUGUCAGGGCUGAGGUAGAGAUGGAGAUGGAAGCUCAACUAGAGUCUAAGAACUUCGAGAUUGCUCGAAUCUUAGAACGUCUCCAUUGUUAUGAGACCAUGAAUCGGGAGAUGUCUCAGCGAAACCAGGAAGCAGUAGAGAUGGCACGGCGUGAGAGGCAAAGAAAGAGUAGGAGGCAGAAGUGGGUUUGGGGUUCCAUUACGACUGUGAUUGCGCUUGGUACUGCAGCAAUAGCAUUGUCUUAUCUUCCAGUUGAUGGAGGAUCAUCCUCAGUAGACGAUCAUCAGGUUCCCGAACAUGAUGAUACAGCUAAGUAG